This is a messenger RNA of Olea europaea var. sylvestris, 672 nucleotides long. Its product is annotated as reticulon-like protein B1. The transcript is spliced from 3 exons. Lineage: Eukaryota; Viridiplantae; Streptophyta; Magnoliopsida; Lamiales; Oleaceae. The record is from RefSeq and is a predicted model, not a curated record. The annotation marks the transcript as partial.
UAUUUCCGUUUAUCUAUUAGGUCUCCACCGCAAAUCCCCGAAGUCAUCCUGCCCGAGGAUAUUUUCCUGGGUGUGGCUUCUGCCCUUAGGAUCGAAUUGAACAGGGCAUUUGCAAUCCUUCGAGAUAUCUCAUCUGGCAAAGAUCUGAAGAAGUUCCUCAUGGCAAUUGCUGGCCUCUGGGUACUUUCAAUUCUGGGAAAUUGCUGUAACUUCCUGACCUUGUUAUUCGUAUGUUUUGUUUUGUUGCACUCAGUGCCUGUGCUCUAUGAAACAUACGAGGACCAGGUUGAUGCUUUUGCUGAGAAAGCCGAGGCUGAGAUCAAGAAGCAGUAUGCUGUGUUCAAUGUCAAGGUAUUGAGUAAAAUUCCCAAAGGCCCACUGAAAACCAUGAAGCUGGCUUAAUCCUGCUGAUGUGAUGUUACUAGGUUUUUACAUUUACACGUUGGCUGUCUGUGUUUCUUACUUUGUUAUUGUGACUCAUUCAUGUGAUAGUAGUUUGAUUUUGACUAUUUUUAGGUUCGUAAUUUAAAAAAGAAAUCGGCAUUUUGUGAGGCAGUUUUGAGUUUUUGAUAUUGCAGCAAAAGUUCCAUACUGCUCGUGGGGAAAUGGCUUGGCUAUGCUUGAGAGUAAAUCAUACUUUGGAAUUCAUUAUUCAAUAGUCAUGUUUCUUUU